CAUUCAUAUAUUUUUGCUUGCAUGUACACAACCAAGUCUCCUUUCAGCUCUGCUCGCGCAAACCAGAAACCAACAAUCUCGCGACUUUUUUUCCUCUUUAUUUUAGUGUAGAAAAAUCUCGCAAACCUAAGCGAAAACCCAGGCAAAAUUGCAGCAAACUGUCGACGGCUGGAGGGGGGUUGACAAACCCUAAACUGGAUUAACUUCAGCAGCAGAAAUGUGUGCGGAUUAGUGAUUUUGCAAACGCGAAAAGUGCGAAGGAAUUCACGCAAAAAAAGCUACGACGAUUGGCCUGGGGAAGGGAAGGAAGUGUAAUCUGUUUUAGUAAUUAAGGCCAGGAGCAAGGAAAGCAAGUGCUUGUGCAAGGGGGGGCGACCUUAACUGGGGGAUUGCUCGGUUGCGUUCCGUUGAAAGUAAAAGUUACGAAAUGCAGCUAUCCUCUGCCAACUGGGUCGGGGCGAUUGGCCUGGUCCUGCUCGCACUGGUCGUGGGGAACCACCCCUCGGAGAGUGCCCACCUCACGGGGACGUUCGCCGUGGACGGGUUCUUCCAGUUUCUGAUCAAGUUUGGCUUCCAAAAGACGGAGAAGCACUCCCAGAAAAACACCGAAUCGGACACGUUCGGUUACAUCUAUGGCAACAUCACCUCCCCGACGAACUUCACCGUCCCCUUAACUCUGGCGGUCCUAGACAAGCAUAACUUCCUCGAGUACUACGCCAACAGGAAUAAUUUUAACAGGGAUGUGGCUUGUCAGCGGAUGUUCGACAAGUUGGACAAGGUCGCGUUCAAUAGUCGGUGCAACAAGGGGGCGGAAGCGGACUACCUGAGGAGGGUGCCCUGUCCCAGUGGGAAGCUCUGUCCGGAUGAGGAUGCGCCCGGAAAUGUGGUCGCCGGGAGUCAGUUCACGUACGUGAUUAGCGAUCCGAACGUGCCGAGAUUCUGGUACGUCUCGCUGGUGUCCUGCUACCAAAAUGAGACGACCUGCCGGUGGCACUACUACGACUACCGCCGCUACCACGUGGAACCUCCCCAGCUCAACUUCGACAUCCAGCUGGUCAAUGGGAACCCGAACCGGCAGAGCGUGUCCUUCUUCAACCCGUUGCUGUUUCACUUCUCGUUCGAUCGCCAGAACACGCUGGAGAUGUAUCUGAUCUUCUUCGUGAUCUACCUGGUGAUGGUCCCGAUGCAGAUCUACGCCGUGCGGCUGCAGAAGCACCCCGUUACGCGACUCUUCACGGUCAGCUUGGUGCUGGAGUUUAUCAGCGUGUGUCUGCUGCUGACCCACACGGUGCGGUACGCGAUGAACGGGGUGGGGAACGAGAAGUUGGCCAUUAUGGGGGAUAUUUUCGAUAUUUUCAGUAGGACAUCGUUCAUGUUGAUCUUGCUACUGCUGGCUAAGGGUUGGGCCGUCACCAGACUUCAGAUCUCCGUCAGCAGUUGGAUACUGUUGAUGGUCAUCUGGAUACCGUACUGCGCAAUCCACGUUCUUUUGUACAUUUGGAAUAGGACUGAAGUCGAUAUCAUCUCGGAUAUCGACGAGUACCAGACGUGGCCGGGAUGGCUGGUGCUAGCUUGCAGGUCCACGAUGAUGCUGUGGUUCCUGUGGGAGCUCCGCACCACGAUGAAGUACGAGCACUCGACGCAAAAGUUGGACUUUUUGCUGCACUUUGGCGCUUCGAGUCUCGUGUGGUUCAUCUAUCUGCCGAUCGUGGCGAUCAUUGCCGUGAACGUGAGUCCGUUGUGGCGGUAUAAGCUGUUGUUAGGUAUAACGAAUUCAGCCGAUUGUUUAGCGUACUGUGUGAUGAUGGGACUUCUGUGGCCAAAUCGAGCUGGGCAGUACCUGCUGCUGACCGGUUCCAAUUAUUCAGGAAUGGACGAGCUGGACGAGUUCAACGAGGCGCCCCACGUGGUGCACCGCGGUCUCGGCGACUCGGACUCGGUGCUGCGGGUGGCGUGCGACGACGACUACCCGGACGACGAGGACGAGAUCGAAACGCUGGUGCUGAGCACGGACGAUCUGCUGAACAGUGGCAGCGGCGACCAUCCGCCCACGAUAGUGAGCACCGGCGGCAGCAAACCGCUGGUGCUGAACGGGCGAAGUAGGAACCACCUGUAAGUGAAAAGGGAAGGAGGAAGCAGCAUUUGUUUUUAGGUAAGUUUUUAGGGUUAAAGAUUUAAGGCGAAUCAACACUUUUUAAACCCGCAAAUGGGACGAUGACGUGCGACGAUUUUUUGUACAUAUUAGCGAGCGAGAGAGAAACAAAGUUUUUUUAUAUGGUCUCUUGAUAAAACGGAGGAAACAAAAUAUGGCCAACAGUGCGACAUGUGCCAUAAAAGCAAACUAAACUUGUUGUCGCUAGCUUGUAGAGAUAUUGGCUAGAUAAAAUAACCAAAUGCUCCACUUGGACGUAGAACAAAGCAUAAAAAAUAGUAGACGAAAAAAGUAGAGAUUUUUUUUUCGUUCGAUGCAAAAGUAUAAUUACGAUGGCACCUUCCACUAGCUAAGAAAAACGGCGUGUGAUAUAGGAAGAAAAUAGCAAUUACUACGUAGAUUGAGAUAAAGAGAAAAAAGCGAUAAAGUUGUAGCAACCAGUUGUUAUCCACUGUAGACAUUUGGAGGAAUCUAGCAAAUAAUAAAAAAUGAAAAUACUUAAUUGGAUAUGCUCCAAAUUAAUGGCAGUUUACGUUGAUUUCCUAGAUAGUUCAGCAUCUUCUCAACUUGAAAAUUCAGUCAGAUAAGCUGGUGCGUUCGCUAUCAACUCACACAAAUGAAAUAUUUUCAACGAUACUCAACGAUUUGUGGUUUGAAAAAUAUGGAAAAAUCUGAAUCUGCAUUCUUACGCAGUUGAAUACCAGCUUUAGAUGACGGAAAAUAUCAUCUUUUGAGCUGACGCACAAGAUGGUCGAAUGUCAUUUAGAACGUACUGCAGCUUAAUAUGUUGUAGUUUUAGUGCAUCUCUUGGCUAGAAUCUAUGUAUCUAACACCUAGAAAAAAACCGAGAAAGUCGGGGGUCGAUCGGAUGAACCUCAUGUUUGGAAAAUCUCGAUUACAGCUCUUUUGUAAUUCAUUAUUACAAGGAUCUCUAAUUAACUGUUACUUAGGAUUACGUAAUCCUGACUUACACAUCGAUUAAAAUUUGAUGUUACAUUUGUGUAACUCUAAAUUACAUACUGUAGAUUUGUUAUCACUAUCAUAUUUCUUCGUAACAAAAUUGUACAAUUAAUCGAGCAAAGUUGCCCGUCUACUUUUUUCCGCUGCGUCCGUGUCAUGAUCUGCUAGGUGUACGGAUCCCGAUUCCUAAAUAUGAGCCACCAAUCAGUCGACAGGACCUGGCGCUUUGACUUUAAAAUGAGAUUUAACUCGUUUUUUGAGAGUUUUGAGCCCCUCAGCGAUUUUUGCAUUUUUCAUAAACCUUGUGAGCUUAUAUAGUUACAUAGAUUGAAGUAGGCGUCGCGAUGCUCAUGCAACCAAGCAAGCUAAUGGUUGCCAGAACACUCAACCCCCGGUGGUUGGUCACUUUUUCGUUUGACACUUUUUUAGUUUGUAUUGCCCGUAUUCCUGAAAAAGACUCGCGGCAUACCAGCCUCGAAACGACGCGCCGCACUUUCGGCAAAUGCGCGCUGUCAAAUCCCAUACUGCGCGUUUUGUUUUUAUUUAUCUCCUUCUUCGAAUCGCUUGCCAUUGCUGCCAGGUAUGUUUUUUAUUGCACAAAAAGUGCAGAAAAUCGCUGGCAACAAUGUUUAUGGCACAUUCUGAAAUGCCGCGCGGCGU
This is a messenger RNA of Culex quinquefasciatus (southern house mosquito), 3772 nucleotides long. RefSeq names its product integral membrane protein GPR180. The transcript has 7 exons. The record is from RefSeq and is a predicted model, not a curated record. The coding region runs from base 428 to 2116 and encodes 562 amino acids. Gene Ontology annotation, biological process: response to pheromone; G protein-coupled receptor signaling pathway. Lineage: Eukaryota; Metazoa; Arthropoda; Insecta; Diptera; Culicidae.